CGGAGCGACCUUUCUCCCCCCAGCACCCCGGAGCUGCGGGGCAGAGGAGUGAGGCGCCGGCGAUGGCCACCGUGGUGGUGGUGGAAAUGGAUUCAGAAGCCUCCUGUAGCAUCCCCAACCCCACCUUCCUCUCGCCCAGCCUUUCGCAUCGCUUCCUGGACAGAAAAUUUUACCUGCUGGUGGUUAUUGGCGAGCUGGUGACCGAAGAGCAUCUGCGGCGGGCUAUCGCCAACAUCGAGCGAGGAAUCCGAUCAUGGGAUACAAGCUUGAUUGGAUGCAACUUGGAUCAAGAACUGAAACUUUUUGUGUCUCGCCAUUCAGCUCGAUUCUCCCCUGACAUUCAAGGGCGCCAGGAGGAGCUGCCCCUGCCCUUCUACCCAUGGUGCGGCUGUCUAGGAGCAGCCAGGCAGGCAAGGCUCACUGCGGGCCGUGCUGAGAUAGUGGCAGCCAUGGUGCUUCACCACCCCUGGAAAAAACUGUGUUCUGUUUAUGCUGGAUGUUGUAUUCUGUGCCUUCAAGACUGGCUCUGACAGUGAAGGCGGGGAGAAGAAGAAGCAUGGAGUUUCAUUAUCAGCUGCACUCUCCCCCACAGACUGCUGGAACACAGAACUCCACUGUUGUUGUCUGGGCACAGACGGGGCAGAACACCGCGCUCCUUUUGCUUUUUUGUUAGUUUAGCUAGCUGAGGCAGUCCAAGAUUUACCUGGACUGUUUUUCUUUCCCUUUUCUUGGAACCGUUCAAACCUGAUCCAGACUGGGACCUGGGGAAACACCGAGAGCUCACACUUUGUAGCCUGCCGGGGCCUACUCUGGGCAGCAGCCUUUCCCAGUGCUGGAGGGACUGAUAACAAAGCAACCACCCCCGGGAGAGAUUUUCUGAAUUUGUCAUCUCUUCAAAGGGACAAAUGAGUUUUGUCAUCUGGUAUUGUUCAU
Pyrgilauda ruficollis (rufous-necked snowfinch) is the source of this 933-nucleotide messenger RNA. RefSeq names its product electromotor neuron-associated protein 1-like. The record is from RefSeq and is a predicted model, not a curated record. Gene Ontology annotation, biological process: dendrite development; regulation of microtubule depolymerization; microtubule cytoskeleton organization. Lineage: Eukaryota; Metazoa; Chordata; Aves; Passeriformes; Passeridae. Gene Ontology annotation, cellular component: microtubule associated complex; cytosol; synapse. The transcript is spliced from 4 exons. Gene Ontology annotation, molecular function: microtubule binding; actin binding. Bases 63 to 530 code for a protein of 155 amino acids.